AUGAACUUACAAUUCAGAUUAACUAUAGAUCAAUCUGAUAGUAGGAAAAAGCUAAAACCAUAUUCAGAUAAAAUCAUACUAUCCCCAUCAAUUUUAUCCCAAAUAAUUGAUCAGAUUCCAGAAUCAGAAUUACCCCAUCCAUUAAUAUUUAAGAUUACAAACAUCGAUGAUUAUUCAAAAUCAGCAUAUGUUGGAGUUAAAGAAUUCUCAGCAACAGAAGAUAAUACAAUAAUACUCCCGAAUGUGAUAUAUGACAAGCUAAACUCACCUAAUGAGGUUAGGAUUGAAUUACAACAACAUAUCCCCAAAGCAACUUCAUUAAAAUUAAAACCAUGUCAUUUUUAUUCCAAUAUUACCAAUUGGAAAUUCUUUCUUGAAAAUAAAUUAAAUCAAUAUUAUACAACAUUAACUAAUAAAGAUACGUUAAUAAUUGAGGAUGAUAAUCUUCGAUAUGAAUUGAUAAUUGAUGAGAUCAAUAAUGAAUCGGAAAAACGAAUCACGGCAUGUAUUAUCGAUACUGAUAUAACACUUGAUUUGAUACCGUUGUCAGAUAAGAUUGCCAAUGAACAAUUAUUGGAAUUUAAUUCAAGUCCAUAUAAUAAAAUCACCGAGAUUGAACGGAGUAUAACCAUACAUGGUUUGAAAUCAUUUUUGAAUCCGAAGUUUGUUCCGAAUAUAUAUAAGAUUGAUUUAUUGAACCGGAAAGGAGAUUUCGUGAUUUCUAUUAAGAAUUGUAAAUAUGAUCCUAAGGAUCUUGAUACCGUGGUUAAUAUAGAUUUCAUUGUUGGGUUGGAUAAAUUUGUUACACUUGAGAAUUUUAAUUACUCAACCAUGGAUGAGGAUUUAUCUGUUGAGAGAAAAUUAGCUCGGAAUGGACAUACUGAUGGAAGAAAAAUAGUACAAGUAUGUUUGAAUGAAGAUCUUAUUUUGUCGAAAUUACAAAGAAUGAAGAAUGAAGAUUCAGACGAAACGGAACAGAAUUACUUAUAUUUGAUUCCAUUUACUUGGGAUACCGAUGCCGAUGUUGAAAUUGAAAUCUAUGAUCAAGCAACCGAUGAAGAAGAAGAUAUAGAUAUGAAUGAAGGGGAGGAUAGUAGAGAAUGUCCUAAUUGUUUAAAACCCAUUCCGAAGCAACAAUUCCCCUUACAUGAAACUUUCUGUUUAAGAAAUAAUGUCCGAUGUACUAAAUGUAAUUCUGUUUUCUUAAAGAAGAUUCCCGAUUAUCAUUGGCAUUGUGAUAAGUGUGUGGAGUUCUAUGCCAAUACACCAUUAUUAGAAUUCAAACAUAAGAAAUUACAUCAUAUGGGUCCAUAUACUUGUCAUCUGUGUCCUUCUACUGAUACAUAUGACAAUUUCUUUGAAUUAGUCAUUGGUCAUAAAGCAAGACUAUGUCCUGCUAAAUUGCAUCAAUGUAGGUUUUGUCAUUUAGUUGUCCCCCAAGAAGAAUCGACCUAUCAAGAUAGAUUUGAAAAUUUAACUCAUCAUGAGAAUUCUUGUGGGAAUAAAACAAAUGAAUGUUAUAAAUGUGGGAAAAUAUUACGAACUAAAGAUUUUAAAAAACAUAUUAAAUUACAUGAUUUAGAAAAAUUGGAAUUUAAUCAAAUGAAUAAAAUCAUAUUUAAUAAAUGUUGUAAUGAGAAUUGUAUUCGGUUGAUUAAAAGUGAGGACCCGGGUAAUGAACUUGGAUUAUGUGAUAUUUGUUAUGGUCCUUUGUAUAUUCAACAAAAUGAUCCUAAUCAUUUGAAAUUACAAAUUAGAAUCGAACGAAAAUAUAUGAUUCAAUUGAGUAAAGGAUGUGGGAAUCAUUGGUGUAAUAAUGAAUAUUGUAAAACUGGGAAUAAACGACAAAUUGAAGGGAAAUCAUUUCGAGAAUUAAUGGAAUUAUUGAAUCAAAAAUUAUUUAAAUUCAUAAUCUCCCCCAGGCUUCCUAUUAAUAAGCUGCAGGUGGAGUUAUCGGCAUCUGCAAAUAAGAUGUGGUUCUGUGUCAAUGAAUCGGUUUCUAAUAAGAAAGUAUUAUUUGAUUUAUUGAAAUCUGAAGGAGAAUAUGAAGAGGAGAUUAUAUAUAAAGCCAUAAAUGAUAAUAAUGAUGAAUAUAGUAUUCGUAGUUGGCUACAAGAAAAUGGAAUCUCAAGAGAUCAAAAGAUCUAA
Messenger RNA from Hemisphaericaspora subhashii, 2148 nucleotides. RefSeq lists its product as uncharacterized. The record is from RefSeq and is a predicted model, not a curated record. Gene Ontology annotation, molecular function: polyubiquitin modification-dependent protein binding. The transcript has a single exon. Bases 1 to 2148 code for a protein of 715 amino acids. NCBI's taxonomy places the organism in Eukaryota, Fungi, Ascomycota, Pichiomycetes, Serinales, Debaryomycetaceae. Gene Ontology annotation, cellular component: VCP-NPL4-UFD1 AAA ATPase complex.